This is a messenger RNA of Bombus pascuorum, 7696 nucleotides long. RefSeq lists its product as uncharacterized. The record is from RefSeq and is a predicted model, not a curated record. The transcript is spliced from 6 exons. Bases 1793 to 2761 code for a protein of 322 amino acids. Lineage: Eukaryota; Metazoa; Arthropoda; Insecta; Hymenoptera; Apidae.
UCAGCUUGACGGUGCCGGUCGCCUCAGUAUGCCGCGCAGCGCGCAGGCUCGCGUACGCGUAUUGUUUCUCUCUGUUUUCGUCUCCCUCGCUCUCCUUUCUUUCCUUACUUUCCCUCUCUCUCCCUCUUGUUGUCUCGUAUGCACGCAGCGCGGCUAGAAUACGCAAGUACAAAACAUCUCGCGGGUCACUGUUUUUGCGUUUACGUGUCGUCGUUCCGUUAAGGUUUUUUUUCUGUUUCGUUGGUCACGCGCGCGAGGAGAACCCAACGAAAUUCAGGUUCUUCGUAUACAUAUCGUAACACGUUAGACGUGUACAACACGACGAAAUUUCUUCGAAAACCAGUUAUCGACGCGUGUGCGUGCAUAUACGAGGCCAGUAUACGUCGUGACACAGUGACACGGUGCGUAACGUUCGUAGUGAAGGAGAGUGUGGCUCGUAGCGAAAAGCAUCGCGAAAGAGCGGGAAACUCCGAUAUACUCGACGGAUUUUCAAAUCGUUUGACACAUCGGAGAUAGGGACGAAGCAUGGUUGGACAUUGGAGAAGACCCGAAGCGGAUAAGAUGGUCUGGCAAGAUGUAGCGAGUGCUGGAACGGUUACGAAACGCGGUAGAAGGAGACGUGGCACGAAAUGAAGCGAGUUUAUCCUCGUACGAUCGAUAACUAUAGCACCACAGUGAAUAUCAAGCGGUUCGUAUAUCCAGCGUGCACGAACCUAACCUAGCGAACUACCUGUUCUUUCAAGCCUUGUACCUUCGUAAACACGGUCGAAGAAAUUGUCUAAUAAUUUCUGACUCGUCAGAAAGAUGUUGACGUGAAGUUAACAUUUCACACACGAAGACACAGCGUAGAAGUAUCCAGAAUGUCAGAAUGAAAAGCUUCCAGUUAUUCAGGAAGUAAUUUUCCUCGCGCGCCAUCUUGAUCCGUCGAUAAAUAGCGAUGACAGGUGGUGGACGCGAUUGUUGAUCGACGACCGCGCGCGAUUCGAUCGCUCAUGAUCGAACACUCGAUACAUCUUGGUGCGUGCGCGCGUGCAACGAUCGCGAGUAAUCCCCGGAAGAUUUCUUCCACGAGGGACGCCUACUUACGGGAAGACAGAAAAUUACGGCGAGUGAAACAGCGAAGAGAAGAGAGAAUUCGAGGCGCUUUUAUUUUUAGCCAACGCCGGUUCGCGCAUCGCAAAAACCGGUUUUCAAGUCUCUGUUCGAGCUCGGGCCACGAGGUAGUAAGGUGCGUAUAUACGCGAGAAGGGUUUUAGCUGAAAAGGGAGAAAGCGAGAGGGAGAGACACGCGAUAUAAAGGUGGAGUAUGCUUCUUUCUCUGUCGGCGAGUGAAGAAAGAAAGAGUGACACGGAACGUGGAAUUCUCCUAAGCCGAUACAUACCUCUCCCUACUCCUCUUCUUUAUUCUCCCACCUCGAACUAUCGAUUGCGUGUAUGCACGCCUGCACGCGCCUAUCCAUACUCGACGUGUUACGUGACAUCGUAUCGGGAGUGUAUGAUAUUCGAUUAUCGAGUAAGUCGACGACGAAAUGUUCAUCACCGAUGUAAUUAGCCACCAUAUACCUUGGUAUAUGUAUAUGUCACGGGGCAUCGAUAAAUCGUUACAGUUUCCCGAACCGAUUUUAUUAAACAAGUGUAACAAGUCGGUGUGCAUAAAGAAGAGAAUGUGAAUCGAACGAACGCAAGAAUUAAAAAAUAACGAAAGAAGGAAGAAAAGUAAAAGAAGGAAGUGUUUGUAUUGGAUUGUUGCGUGGCACACGAGAUCGGCGAAGACACGAAAACGGCAUGAAGAAUGGCAACCGAUUCGAGCAGCCGUCAAGGUGUAAGGGCGGUCGCCACAACGACAACCGAUCCGCAACGAAGCGAAAAGCGCGCCGUCGCGGCGCGAGGCGCCGCCGGUGCUCUGGCCCUCAGUAUUCUGGCCUUGGUCCUCCAAUCGGCGACCACCGCGACCCCCACAUGGGGAUACUUCACCAAUCCUGACGCUGGUUCGGCAGCCGAGAAAGGAUACUUCGGUCCUUGGAGGCAAUGCAAGCUUCUAUUGUACGGUAGAGAAAGAUGCGGCCAAGGGGUUUCCAGAUUCCAGCCAGUGUUGGCUGUGUGGGUGGCAGGAUUAGCCGCUGCGGCCGCCUCUGCCCUUUUGGCGAUCCUGGUCGGUCUUGCCGUGCUACAACUGGCGAUGGCUUCCUCGGCCAAACGAGUUAUUAUUUCGUACAGCACUGCUCUGAUAGGGAAAGUGGCUCUUGCUACAUUGGCCACUUCCUUGGCAAUAGUAGCAGCGAGUCUGUUUGCCCUACAAACCGAUGACAGAGCUAGCAGCUUCGUUAUCACGAGGGGAGAAGCGUUUUAUAUGCAGUUGGCUGCUAUCGCUUUGAACUUUGGUGUGCUGGUCACCGCAGUAUAUGAAGGUAUUUAUGCUCGACGAGGCGGUGAUCCGACGAAGAUUAGGGUUGUCGGUGAUCCUCGUGCAGCUACCAUAAAUAAUCCUGGCUACCGGGAACAUCAACCCACGAAUGGCGGCAGCAUCUCGAUGACCGACGCUAGUGGCAAGCCCUACGUAGGCGGAGCCGGAAAUGGUUCGAUGGCGUCGGUAGCAACUUCCGGAAGUGUGACAAGUACGGCUUCGCCGCUUCGAAGCUCGUUGAAGAAGCCAAAGCCGCUCGGUAUCCACAAUCCCGGUUUCUCGGCGCACAGUCCGACUCUAUCGAGGAACGGCUCGCAGAAAAAAGUGCGAAUUCAGACGCACUCUACCGAAGUUUAAACAACUUGCGCGAAGACGAAAGCGUCGAUGAUAUUUGUCCUCGUGCGAGUCUACUCGCAGCCGAUUUCGUCGAAGAAGCAUUCCGAUACGAAACAAAAGUUCAGUGACGAGCGAAACAAGGCAACAAAGCUCGACAAAGUUCUUUAUCACGAAAGCGGAGGAGCAGUCCGCUAAUUCUUUCUAGUAUUAACUUUAUUUAGGCACUCGUAAAAAACGUCGCGAUACUUAUCGAUGAAGUCUUCGUUACUUUAUCGGGUCUUUCAGAACUUUCCUACGCGUGAAAAUAAUAUUGUAACCCUCUAUAGCGAAAAUGUUGAUUCGUUUAUGGAAAAGCAAAUAAUUGGAUCAAUUGUUCAAACGAUCUUUCAAUGGAAACAGAGUAGUUAUUCGACUAUAGAUGUUUCUUCAAAUUUACAUCUUUCUCAAGGCAACUGAGAAAACAGAAUUUACAUUUGAUCUAUGCGCUAGAUAUUAUUAUAACAAGUAACUCUACUAUAAUUAUCUUGUACAGUGGUGUUAUGUUCCGUUUAUUCUGUACAUUGAAAUUUCGCGUAGACGAAUAAUAGUGCGCAGUCUACGAUAAUAAUAAGAAUUUAUUAGAAAUUAUACAGCGACGAAAUGUAAAUUAAUAUGUACAUAUGUAAUUUUCAAGCGUGAUAAUAUAGAGGGUUGAUAGAUUUUUCUUUUUACAUAAGGAAGGACAAAUACGAAGCACGAGGUACCUUUGAAACGCGGAUGUCCUCGAUAAUUGUUCGCUCGGUUGGUUUCGUUACUCGAGAACUUCCGACGAUGUGACGCUCUAUCGAGGUGAAUCGAAGAGACUUUCUUGCAAUCUUGGACUAUAAAGUUGCAACUGAAAGACCCAGAUAGUGUUAUCGCGUGAUUGAAGGACGACCGUGAGGACGUAGGAAAUAAACCCUGUUGAAAGUGAUCGAAGGAAUCGCAGAGGGAAAUUGCUUCGACUACAAUCUCUAACGGCGUUGCUACGUCUUCGAGAACAUUGUAACCUUCGGCUCAAGGCGCCAAGCGUAUGACGUCGACCGAUAUUUAUGGUAGACGCGACAAUACUGAUUCAAAGGUGGAGCUUAUGAUCCACCCCCGCAAGGAUUUCGUCGUCGAUUUACUCGAUAAGAAACUUUCAACGAUUCUGUAAGAGUUCCAGUUCUCGUUCGUUUUCUUCUUUCUUCGAGUCGCGCUCGUUAAGACGCGAAAGUCGUAAUUUAUCGAAGAGUAUUUUACUUCUUUUUUUGUAUUUUAUUUCUUUCGAAACUGAUAUUAAAUUGAAAGAUGUGAGGCGUUUAAAGAUGUCCACGUUUCGAGAAAGAAGAUGCUGAUGGAUUCAGUGCGCUCGAUCAGGCGAGGAUCGAGAAAAUCAGCCAGUCGUGUUCGCUGAGAUUACGAUUUAAGUUCCCAGCGGUUCCAACCGCGAACAAGCAGAAAUUAACCCUUUGCGGUCUGGUUGCUUCGUGCAGUAAGCUGUCUCGUGGUCCAGCUUGUUUCAGAAUCGUAUCGAUUACUUGCACGAGCAAAUUUUUCCUAAGUACUGUGCGAAGUAGAUGUUGGAUGAAAAUAUCGCUCUGUUCCUUCUCCGUUUUGAAAAUCUUCGAAACGUUUCAAAUCGAGCGUAUACGAUUCGAGUGACGUUUAAAAAUUCUUAACUAUCUACUUCUUCGUUAAAAUGUCCUUUUUCAGCAUCUUUCGAUUUUUCAAGGUACAUCGAAAUAUUUGAAGUUUGCCGUGUUCUUUAAUUAAAGUUAUUUCGUAUACAGGCUGUUGUAAAAUAACGAGUACAUAGGUGAAAUUGGUUAAAGAAAGGCAAAGACAAGACAAUAAAAAUGGUAAAAUUUCAGUUAUCUCGGAUAUUUCAAAAUGCUAGAUGGGGCAUUUUAAUUAAAAGGAGUAGUUCAAUUAAAACCACUAAUUUUCUUCGCUGAUUUAACCAAAUAAAAAUAUCCAGAUCCACGGACGUCAGUCUAAAUAUCUGUGUAACAUCGAUCCGAAAAUUUCUACUCAGCACCGUUUACAAAAAACAUGACGAGAGUUUAGUAUAAACUUUCAGCUGUCCGAUAAAUAUUCCGGGAUCACGAUAUCAUCCCACAUCGUGUCCAACAGACACGUUUGGGCCGCGAAUGGUUAAUAGAAUUUGAUCGAAUCGAUCGAUAAACCGUAUCAAACAUGUGCAUUUAAUAUUCUACGAGCAACUUGUAAUUGUUUAAUCGAGAUUGGCGCGUCGCUAAAUGACAAGCACAACGUCGAAGCGAAAAUCAAGUGGCUCAACCAUGACCGAUAUCCAGGAUACGUGUGGUAUUUGGCGAAGAGAUUUAAUUAUGCAUUUACAGAUAGAAGUUAAUUAAAUCUGGUAACGAGUCAUUGAUACGAAAUGAAUCGACGAGUAUGAUUUAAAAAACAGAAGAACGAUAAUAAUUUUUGAUACUAUUGUCGUUCGAUUUACGUCACGGUUGGAACAGCAAUAAUGCUAUGGGUAUUACGUUGUAAAGUGAUGGUAAGGAGAGAAUUAAAGCCGAUUGUUAACUAUCGUAUUUUAAGCGUGAAAUAGCCAGAUCGAAACUAAGCCCAGGAUAUGGCGUACAAUUAAAGUAUAGGAUUAAAUUCGCGAAUGAACUGACGUGUUAUUACUGAAACGUACCGAUCGAUCCAUGUUCAAUAGUCCUUUCUAGUUACAUGGCUUUUCCCGGUUGUGUUUCUUUGAGCGUUCUUCAUCUCCGAUUAUUGCAAUUAUGCUCACGUGUGAGAUAUUUAAUUUGGAUUUCUACCAAGUAUUUACCGUAUGGAUAUGGGACGCUUGACGAAAUUAAUUUCAUCAUUCGUAAGUUCGACGUGGCGAGAGCUUUCAACGUGUUCUAAAAUUUGUUUCUUGAACGUUCAAGGUAAUUUUCUAUAUUUUCUAUCGAGCUAGUACUCUGGAAUUACGUCUGUUUUUACGUUUAUUCGCGCGUCUAAAGGAAAUCCCAUACGUACAAUUUUUCCUUUGCGUAUCCGGCAGAAAUAAGGUGCAGGAGCUUCUUGCAUCGAAUAUAAAACGCGAUAAAAUGGCAUUCGAGAUACCUUACGGGCACAUUCUCUUCCUAUUCUUGAAUUUUUACUCGAACAGUUGUAUCUCUCGCAAUCGAGAGAAGCAGCAUGAGGAACGAGAGAGAACCUGUUGUAUUCGCUAGAUUUGGAAAAAAGAGAGGAGGAAAUGGUCAAAUGGCGCGUUCCAGUAACAACACGUUGUCGUCCGUCUUGGAAGUCGCAGGAUACGUGAUAUGUUUUUCUACCUUUUUCUCUCUUUUUCUUUUUCCCUCUCCUUUCUCUCCCUAUGUUUCCCCUUUUUUUCGUUUUUUAAUCUAACACCUUUCUCUUUUCCCUGUACGCUCCUUGUUCGUCGCAUUGUAGUUUCAACUCGGCGUUUCUUCGUUCGAGGAACGAAGUAUAAAUAAAAUACUUAUUGCAUCGCAUCCGUCCAGCCCUACGUAGGCAGCUAGCCGUAAAACGGCAAGAAUUAUAUAUAUAUACAAAUAUAAAUAUAUAAAUAUAUUUAUAUUUUUUAGCGAUUGUUUUAAUAUAUAUAUAUAUAUAAAUAUGCAGAAGAAAUUUAUAGAUAAAUAUAAAUAUAUAUAUAAAUAUAUUGUAUGUUGCGCAGUGUACUCGAUACGUAUGAGAUCUUGUUUCUGCUCGUGUCAUUAGUCUCGAACAGGAGAACACGUUUUACUCGUUAGAAAUUAUUAUUAUUAUUAAUAUUAUUUUUUAUUACCGUUACUGUUGGUAUCGUGACACUGUUUCUCUUUUUGUUUAAAAGAAGUCGUUUUCAUGCUUCUUUCGCCGAUAAUUCUGGAGCUAUUUAUGAUUUGUAUGCGAAGUCGACAGGCGAGUCUUUACUGUAUAUCUUUUUCUUUGUAAUUCGUUUUCUUCUCCUUUUCUUUUUACGUGUAGAACUGUGUGUGGAUAGUUGUUGACGCUUAUUUAUUUAUAUCGAAUGAAGUUCGAUUGAAAUUAAUUUUCCAAUCAUUCCUAUAUGAAUUUUACGAGUUAUUUUUCUGCCCCCCUUUUUUUUUUGUUUGAAAGAUUAUUUUAUUACGCUAUUGGUAAAUUAUGAGUUUAAUCGUUCUACGGUUAAACUGUACAUUUCUCUUAAUAUCUUUCUUCGAGGUAAUUCCUUUUGACGUUAGCAUUUCUGGUAGAGAGUAAUUACGUCGAUAUUAUGUUGAGUGAAAUACUUAACGAUGCACCUACGCUGAUUUUUAUUGUUGAUAUAAUUUGUCGAAACGAAUCACACGAGCCGAGCGUGUUUAUAGGACCUACGCAAGAAUUAUUUCGACAUCCAAGAAUUAAACAAUAAAAAGAAGCUCUGCCUUAUUGAAACCAGAAUUUUUCCAUCUUACAUAUCUUUCAAUGAUAUAUAUAUAUCCUUAAAUAAUUGACGUUAUAGUCGUAAAAAAUUAUUCGUAGAAACAUUUUCUCCUUUAUUCGAAAAUAUUUCAUCACCCGCGUGUUCAAUGUUAAGGUUUCAAAAAAGUGAGAGUCACUAUCGUCUAAUAAAUCGUUGAAAUUGUUAAAAAAUAAAAGCACAAGAGAUGAAUAAAAUUGCGUAAAAGAAGUUAAAGAAUAAAAAUUAAUAAAAAAAACAAUUUCUCUGGAUUUCGAAAAAGCGCUUGUGUGAUUCUAACUAUACCUUUCAAAAACGUAAUAAUAGAACACAGAGUGAGAUCGAAACGCAGUUACGCGCGCGUAACAAACAUAAUUAGAACUAUAAAAAAAUCCGUGUUUUCACUUUUUGCACAUUUUGCUACCCAUUAAAGCGAGAAUGAUCGCCUUAUAUCGCGAAGUUUGUGCGUCUCGAUGAAUUUUCUAACGACCAGUAUGAUGCUGUUUGAAUCGUAUGAGGACUGUAUGCGAGGAAAUCGAUAAUAAAGGAAUUUCUAUGAUUCACGAUUA